Messenger RNA from Micropterus salmoides (largemouth bass), 786 nucleotides. RefSeq names its product uridine-cytidine kinase 2-A-like. Gene Ontology annotation, molecular function: kinase activity; ATP binding. The coding region runs from base 73 to 771 and encodes 232 amino acids. The transcript has 6 exons. Lineage: Eukaryota; Metazoa; Chordata; Actinopteri; Centrarchiformes; Centrarchidae. Gene Ontology annotation, cellular component: cytoplasm; cytosol. The record is from RefSeq and is a predicted model, not a curated record.
AAAUGGGAGGAGCGCACGAGGAGCGCCGGCACCCCCGUGUGUCAGAGGGCCGCACCGCGCUGCAGAUGAAGCAUGCCGGGCGACAGCGAGACAAAGCCAGGUGACCAAGCCGAAAAUGAGAGCCACACUCGGCAGCCUUUCCUCAUCGGCGUGGCUGGAGGGACAGCCAGCGGCAAGUCAUCAGUAUGCAGCAAGAUCAUGGAAAUGCUGGGGCAGAACGAGAUCGACCACCACCAGAGGCAAGUGGCCAUCCUCAGCCAGGACUGCUUCUACAGGGUCCUCACCCCAGAGCAGAAGGCCAAAGCGCUCAAGGGCCAGUACAACUUCGAUCACCCAGAUGCAUUUGACAACGACCUUAUAAUCGCGACCCUGUGGGACAUCAAGGAGGGAAAAACAGUACACAUCCCUGUUUAUGACUUUGUUUCCCAUUCCAGGAAGGAAGAGACAGUGACAGUGUACCCUGCUGAUGUGGUGCUGUUUGAGGGCAUCCUGAUGUUCUAUUCUCAGGAGAUCCGAGACCUUUUCCAAAUGAAGCUGUUUGUGGACACUGACGCAGACACACGUCUAUCACGGAGAGUGCUGCGUGACAUAAGUGAACGUGGACGGGACUUGGAAAGUAUUCUAGCGCAGUACAUUACUUUUGUCAAGCCUGCAUUUGAGGAGUUCUGUCUGCCAACGAAGAAAUAUGCUGAUGUGAUCAUACCGAGAGGAGCUGACAACCUUGGUGAGUGUUUGUGCUUUAUAGCAGAGAUUCUUCGACAUUGGAGAUGAUAUGAAAGAAAGUGA